Messenger RNA from Nematostella vectensis (starlet sea anemone), 1608 nucleotides. RefSeq lists its product as uncharacterized. The transcript has 5 exons. The coding region runs from base 124 to 1176 and encodes 350 amino acids. The record is from RefSeq and is a predicted model, not a curated record. Lineage: Eukaryota; Metazoa; Cnidaria; Anthozoa; Actiniaria; Edwardsiidae.
GAACGCCUGACGAUAUUCUACCAGUACAUUGUGUUAUUUGUGAACUCCUCUGAAACUUGUUCUUGUGGGGAGAUAUUCAACAACGCCUCAAUGUUUUGCAAAAAAAGAGAUUGCGCUUAAGAAAUGGAAGUUUUAAGAAGCAUGUUCAAUGAAGAUGAUGUUGGUUCUGUGAUUCCGACAUCAAGAACGGACAAAAAUCGAGAUGAGAGAAAGGAUUUUAAGGAUAAUGGCAAAAGGCAAAGCGGAGUUAGAAUUUGUCUGGCUCUUGGGCUAUAUGUGGUUUUGCAUAUAUGCCACCGAUAUACACGGGUUCUUUAUCUAAAGAGAAGUGAGAUCAAUUUGUUUUACAUUUGGAUUAACUCUGGACUUGUGAUGAUUCUAAUCGGUUUCUACAACCGGUACAGAUACCAACGUCGUCUAAGCUUCUUGCUUCACACUAGACCCCUGAAGACCCAUCCAGAGAUAAGCCUUUAUGCACUUUUUGUUGCUGUCGAUGGAACUCAUUCAAAUGGGUUCUAUAACACAUCAGGUGGCAAGGAAGUCCACCAGCUUGGCAUGGCUAUCAGCCCAUUAUGUGUCAUCAUGGCCGCACUGUGGUUCCGGCCUGAUGGUGGUCACACAUCAAAGAUCAGAGGAGCUAUAGCAAUGUGUUCCAUUCUGAUGCUGAUAUUAUUCAGUGCUGAGUAUGAUGUGUAUAUCCCAUAUCAUGUAACAGUCAUGACCGCCAUAUGGGCCAUACUGCAUGGCAGCCUUCUUGCUGGGUUUGCCCUCAUGGCAAAAUAUUACUUACAUGAGAUGUCUUUAUCCCAGAUUAUCCACUCUAUGAAUCUUUCGUGUGUUGUGCUGUUGCCGGUAGUGAUGGUACUCACUGGAGAACUCAGCCUUCUACUAACAGGCACAUUGCCAGGACAAAGAAAUACCAUAGUGCCUGUCUAUGGCAUUAUCGUCAUGGCAAUUCUUCAACUUCUGAAUCAGAUUGCCAGCCUUCACUUGGUGAAUGUGACAUCUCCGCUGCAUUACCUUGCCUCGAGAGGCUUAGCUUGGGUCCCUGUCACACUUAUCAUCACGUUCGGCUUCAGGAUAGAGAUGCUGAUAUCAACUUUCAAAGGCUUCUUUAUAGCCGUAGGGGUAUUCUUAAUGUCACUGGUAGAAGAAUUGAGGAAGCCAAAGUUGUGAGUCAUAAAUGAAAAAAGUAUGAAUCCUAGUGUAUGUUAUUGCUGCUGGUUAAACACUCAAUUAUAUAUCUUUUCUAAUUUUUUUAAAAGAUUGAUAAUACUUGUAUCAAUAAUGCAAGCUGUAAGAGGCACUUUCCGCCCAUUGUACCUUUUUGCUAAAUUUCCUUUGAUUUCCUUUUUUUUUGCGCAAAAAAAAUCAUCCUUGCAAUUUGUCAUCUUUUUAUUUCAAAAAGCUAUUUUUUUGUUAUUCUCUUCAUGUUAGCAAUAAGAACGCAUUUCAUUUUUGGGAAGUGUUCCUAUGAUAUAAUUCGUACAUAAACAUUUUUUUGUAAAUAAAAAUAAUAAUGGAGAAAAGUCAUGAUUAGAGUACUAGAAACGUUGUCUAAAUGAGCUGUAAUCGUGUCGUUAAAUCAAUAAAUGGCCCGUAGUUAGA